UGCUUGGUACAUAGCAUUGCAAAAUGUCUAGUUACAUGAGCUGUAUUAGUUACAUGAGAUAGCUCUAUUUGAAUCAUGUUAUACUCCAGUACUUCAAUAGAAUUUCUCUGCAGGUGGUGUAAGCUCUAGGAUUUGGCUUCAGAGGUAGGUUUCUAAAUCAGGUAACCAUUUAAAUUUUGAGAUAGUUCAUUACAUUAAGUGUUUGGAAACUUUGUAACUUGCUUACAUAGUAAAAUUUUUUUCUUUUGAAUAUGUGUGUGGUGUAAUGUGUGAGCACUAUAAAAAUACCUCAACAUGCUUAAACCAAUAAGAUCUCAGAUUAAUGAAGGGUUCUUAUUGUGGAAAUGUUUUUGAAUGCUUUUGAAAAAAUUUACUAGGCUCCAUGUCUCAGUAUUUUUUCCAGUGGACUUGGUUUUCAAGCUAUUUUAGCUAGAGCUCUGAUUAUAAUUAAUAGAUCAGCCUAAUGAAAAAUUUAAAUACUGUUUCAGAAUAAAUUCUCUUCUAACCAACUACUUCUGUUAGCAGAUCUGCUUUGAUGAAGUCAGAUUGAGUUGAUUAGCACAUCCCUUUUAACGUUUUGUAUCUAAGAAUGCAAAAGGCAAUUAAUGAUUUUUUAAAAUGGACUCUUAAAUUUUUAAAUAUUCAGAUUCUCUCUCUUGAUUGUUAAUAUUUACGUAUCCAUUAAUAGGGCCUGCCUUACCUAGAUUGGGAUUAUUUUAGCUAGGGAAAUAGAGUAUCUUGUAUGAAUUUACUACAUAGUGCUAUUUCUUUCAUGUUUCACAGUUAAUUGUAGAAAAGGCAGGUUUUGGGCUCAUUAUGGAGACAAGUUUGGUAACUUAGAUUCUGGGAUGCAAGCAGAUUCAACAGAACCUUUAUUAAUGGUGGUAUUCUUUGACCACAAAGAUGACAAAGAUGAAUAAAACUAUCAUUGAAAUACACAGAUUUAGGGACCAGUUGUUAAGGUAUGUGUAUCCCCUUGGCAUGCAUAGAGUUGCUUGUGUAAAAUUGCAAAACAGCUUUCUAUAUAAGCCCAAUGAGAAUAAUAGCAUGUUAAUGUAUAAAACAGGGUUUAGGGGACCUGGUAUUCUUUCUUUAGGCAAAUUUAGAUUCUUUUCUGGGAGGGCCAAAUAGAAUGGAUAGCAGUGUAGAUCAUUUUUUAAAGGGGAUAAAAUGGUUUUUGCAUUUAUUAUGGAAGAUGGUCGAGCUGGAAUACACAGAAGUCCCUACCAAUCUGUGUAUUCCAUUAUACUUCCUUUGCCAGAGUUGAGUUUGGGGUUCUUCCUCUCUGCCCUCAAAAAAAGCAUUUUGAGACACUUAAUUCUGAUUAGGAGUAAAUAAAAGUAUUUUGUAAACUAUAUCUUAUAAACUAUAAAAUCUAGGAAAAUGGUAGGCUGCUGUUUUAGGCUGUCCAUUGUGCAGACAAGCUUAGGAGGCCGUUGGAAGUGAAAUGCUCUCACAUUAUGGUAAGGCCUAGAAAACGCUAAUACUUUUGUCCUUCACCUCCAUUCCAGGGACAUCCAUGCACACUUAAUUAAGCAAUUUGUCCCAAGCUAACUGAAACAGAUUUGCCCAUCCUUUUUUCUAAUCCAAUGAAUAAUGUGUAGAACAUUAUAACUUGAAUAGGAAAUAUUGGUACAGCAUACUGAGUUGCAAGGAUUAGUCUGGUCAAACCCUAUCUAGCCACCAUGCAGUCUUAAAUGCCUGUAACUGAGUGACUUGCAGCAGGAGCCAAGAUGAUAAACUGUUGGAAUGCUCUACUCUAAUUGCCUUUCCUUCAUUAUCUUAGGUAAGCACACAUUUUAUCUCUAGGAUUUACUUGGUGUGGAGUUUUGUUAUCUUUUGUUCCUUUACUUUCUAGUUUUAUAACCUUGUGAAUUGAUCUUUGUUACCUUGAGCAAAGUUAUUUGGAGGUAGUGGGGAGCACAAUGUUUUUUGGUUUUUGAAAUCUGUAAUGUGUGGGGACGUGAUCCUUAGACAUUCAGUUGCUUGAGACAUUUUGAGUGCUUGGGAACUAUGUGUGGCUAAUGGCUAUUGUUUUGGACAAUGACAAAGAACAUUUCAAUCAUCAUGGAAAAUUCUGUUGGACAGCAUCACCCUAUGGUAAUUGUCAUCACCCUAGGAUAAUUAUUAUUGUGAAUGUGAUUAGUAUUAGCCAUAUCGAUCUUUUUUUUACUGCAAAGAUUUUCUGAUGCCCAGUUUAUAAAGAGCUUCUAAAUAGUAUCUUUUUAGCUCAUCAACUAGGUUCAGCAUGAUUAGCAUGUUAUUAUUUGUCAUGACCAAAAGUAGGGUGGGCUGUCCUAAUUGUUCAACAUAGGCACUAUAAAUAACAAGAUAAAUAAUACUCAGUUGAGAGAGAUUUGCUAUCCUAAAUUCAUGAAGAGCACCUACGGGUCAAUAAGAAAAAGCAAAAAACAUGAUAGGAAAAUGAACAAAAAGCUUGAAAACCAUUUUUCACUAACAGUGUAGCAGUUUCACUCCCAGGUAUGUGGCCCUAGACUCCAGCACUUAGACUAGUGCUACCUAAACUGCUAGUCAGCAAGAUAGACUCUUGUGCCUGAAUGUCAGGUAACACGCUGCUUGAUUUUAACUUGUGGAUCAGCUAGUUUGCAGAUGACAAUGUGAGUAGUGCUGCCUUUUGGUACAUAAAUAAUAAUAAGAAAUGACAGUGUUUUGUAAAAUGGCAAAAAAAAAAAAAAAAAAAGAACCCAUAGGUCCUAUUUGGGCAAAUAAACGUGGUACAUCUACAAAGAAUACCACGCAGCAAUGUAAAAUAAAUGGACUUCAGUCUUAUCUAUCUGCAUGAAGGAAUUGAAACUGUAAGGCUGAGCAAAAGAAGUCAUGGUAAGAAAACAAUGAUUCCAGUCAUAGAUCAAAACCAGUAAAGCCAAUAUUUUAGGGGCACAUAGAGGAAUAAAAAGAUUAAAUAACAAGAGAAUGAUGAUUAGAAAAGUCUGAACAUGCUUCUUCUAGGUACCACUGCUACCUGGUGAAGAUGGUUAGAGGCUUCUAAGGUUUCAGCCUUCCUUAACCUGGUGUUUUAUUGCAGUAAUUGUAAUACACACAUGCUUUAUAUAAUAGAAAUAAGUUUUCUUCUUGGGGAGGUGGCAAUGAGAUUUGCCUGAAGGUAAUCAAAAUAGUAGCUAAAUGCAUUUGUUUUAAGGGUUAUUUCUUGUGCUGCACUGGGAAAAGUAAAAAGCUUGUAAGGUUACUACUUUCUAAUUAUCAAAGAGAUUUAUUUAUUUACUUCUGAACAGGUACAUACUUCCUCGAGAAAAAAAAUUAUUUAGUCUUCACUUCAAAUAGUCAAGACACUUUUUUUUUAAGGGAGCCUGAUCUUGUCCCUUUCACUCACAAACAUAUUGCUAUGAAAAUUCUGUAUUUCCAUUUUCUCAUUAAAAUGUAUUUUAGAAUUGUGAAUUAUUUCAUUGGGCAGCCUUUUACAUGGGUAUUUCAAACUUAGCCAUGUUGGGCUUGUUUCCUUUGGGAUUUCACUGCCCUGUUACAUUCCCUAUUCAUUCUUGUCUAUUUUUUUUUUAAUUUUUUAUUUUUCACCUUUAAUAUUAUUCCUUUAGAGUUAGUUUUUUUUUUCAACUUUGUCACCUAAAAAAAUAAAACUUAAGGGUGUCUAUUGCCAUUAUUGGCUUACCUCUUAAUUGUCAAUUGACGUAACCCCUGUUCUGAUUAUCCUAAGUUCUCAAUGUAGGUUAUUAUUAUCCAUCACUUAUUUUUGAUCCAGUAUGGCAAGAGUUUAUAUGGUCUUAUGAUCAUCACACAAUUUCUACCUACCAGUUCUGGUGUGUACCUUCCUGAAACUACUUUCCUGGAGGCCUGCUCCAGAUCUCAUGUUUGCAGUACCAAAGUCAUCCUUCUGUUCUUCUGGCCAAUUAUUUCUAAAAUAUUCUGUGUGGGAGGUCUUCACUUCAGAAAUCCAAGACUCAUAUUCAUCCAGCUUGGUGUCAAGUGGGCUGUUGCUGCCAGAAUUAUCUUGUGAUUAUUUGAGAGAUGUAUCAGUUUCUUCUGAAGUACAAUCAACUGUAGAAGCCUUUGUAGCAGUUUGUUGCAUAUUCUAAGGACCCAGACAUAAGGCUUGGUGGCCCGUCUCUUGUUUUUCCUGGUUUAUGACUUUCGGCUUUGUGGAAUACGGCUGAGAUGAAAGGAUUUAUUGACGAUGCAAACUACUCCGUUGGCCUCUUGGAUGAAGGAACAAACCUUGGAAAUGUUAUUGAUAACUAUGUUUAUGAACAUACCCUGACAGGGAAAAAUGCAUUUUUUGUGGGAGAUCUUGGAAAGAUUGUGAAGAAACACAGUCAGUGGCAGAACAUAGUGGCUCAGAUAAAGCCAUUCUACACAGUAAAGUGCAACUCCACUCCAGCUGUACUUGAGAUUUUGGCCGCUCUCGGAACUGGAUUUGCAUGUUCCAGUAAAACGGAAAUGGCUUUAGUGCAAGAAUUGGGUGUGUCUCCAGAAAACAUCAUUUACAUAAGUCCUUGCAAGCAAGUAUCUCAGAUAAAGUAUGCAGCAAAAGUUGGAGUGAAUAUCAUGACAUGUGACAAUGAAGUUGAAUUGAAGAAAAUCGCACGUAAUCACCCAAAUGCCAAGGUCUUACUACAUAUUGCAACAGAAGAUAAUAUUGGAGGUGAAGAGGGUAACAUGAAGUUUGGCACUACUCUGAAGAACUGUAGGCAUCUUUUGGAAUGUGCUAAGGAACUUGAUGUCCAAAUUAUUGGGGUUAAAUUUCAUGUUUCAAGUGCUUGCAAAGAAUCUCAAGUAUAUGUACAUGCUCUAUCUGAUGCUCGGUGUGUGUUUGACAUGGCUGGAGAAUUUGGCUUCACAAUGAACAUGUUAGACAUUGGUGGAGGCUUCACAGGAACUGAAUUUCAGUUGGAAGAGGUUAAUCAUGUUAUCAGCCCUUUGUUGGAUGUCUACUUUCCUGAAGGAUCUGGCAUUAAGAUAAUUUCUGAACCUGGAAGCUACUAUGUGUCUUCUGCAUUUACACUUGCAGUUAAUAUCAUUGCAAAGAAAGUUGUUGAAAACGAUAAGUUUUCCUCUGGAGUAGGAAAAACCGGAAGUGAUGAACCAGCCUUCAUGUAUUAUAUGAAUGAUGGUGUUUAUGGUUCUUUUGCAAGUAAACUAUCUGAGGACUUAAAUACCAUUCCAGAGGUUCACAAGAAAUACAAGGAAGAUGAGCCUCUGUUUACAAGCAGCCUUUGGGGUCCAUCCUGUGAUGAGCUUGAUCAAAUUGUGGAAAGCUGUCUUCUUCCUGAGCUGAAUGUGGGAGAUUGGCUAAUCUUUGAUAACAUGGGAGCAGAUUCUUUCCAUGAACCAUCUGCUUUUAAUGAUUUUCAGAGGCCAGCUAUUUAUUACAUGAUGUCAUACAAUGAUUGGUAUGAGAUGCAAGAUUCUGGAAUUACAUCAGACACAAUGAUGAAGAACUUCUUCUUUGUGCCUUCUUGCAUCCAGCUGAGCCAAGAAGAUAGCUUUUCCACUGAAGCUUAAGCAGGCAUUAAUGCUUCUUUAGAUCUGAAGUUGCAGGUUAAGCUUGUCUGGUCUACAUUCCAGUGUGGAAAAAAUUUGAACAAUCUUAUUCUGUUAAUUCUCUUGGAAACAAAAACUAUUAGUAAUAGCUAUUUGGGACCAGACGAAAUCAGCUCUCAUCUAUAAUUCAUUGGGCAUAAUUGGGAGAUUUAGAUAAUGUAUCCAGAUUUAAACUUACCAGUUUGCCCUACCCCCUUAAGCAUUUAAAAUAAAAUAUGCAACAAAAUGGAUGACUUAGUGGAGAUGGAAGCCCAUGAAUUGGGUUCCCCAUUAAACCGUUUACAUACAAGUACACAGUUUUUAUACUAAGGAUUCGUGUUAAAAAGUCUUGUAAAGUUAACGUCUUUCACCCAGAUAUAUCAAAUGUCAGUGGAAGACCAGUGUGACUUCAUUAGAUACGUUUAGUGUAUUUAGAAUGUGUAAAUUUGUGCUUUGAACUGUAGUUUAAUAAAUGUAAAAUUGCAUCAUAGUAUUUGUUGUAUUUGACCUAAUGUAACCCUUGUAUGAUUGCAAUAAAAUUUUGUGUAGAUUUUACUGUUUUUUCAGGCUAAAACUUUGGGAAGGGGGCUAGCUAGCAAAGGUAGUUUUGAAAUAGAUGUGUAUAUGGACUGUUUUGAAGGUUAUUUUCCUUUAUAGCCAUUUGAGUUUAGUUUGGCUUAGUACUAUUUUUCAGUUAUUUAAUUAGUAAUUUAAGUAAAUUGUUUGGUAAAUCAUUGUGAAGUUCAGAUUCAUUAUGGAGAGUUGAUGUUCAGUAAGCAUGAUGUUUAACAAUUUUAACACCAAAAAAUGUUAAUUCUGCAUAAACCAAUUGUAAUAAUUAAUAGGUGUUUCUGUAUAGAUAGAAUGCAUAGAGUACCUUAGUAAAUCUCUGAAUCAAAUCUUUUGGCUGAAAUGGAAGAUUCUAUUAAAUACUUUGAAUAAACUUUGGGGGAGGGAAAUAAAAUUGCAGAAAACUGCAGCGCACUAAAUCUUAAAGAAGGGCUACAUCUAUAUUCAGAAACUGAUGCUCUUUUGCACGGAAUAUUAUUUAAAUUCAGAGUUGUGAGGGGAUUGGGGUGAAGCACACCUAUUUUCAAUUUCUCAGUUGCAAUGAUUUCAAACUUAGGGUUUGUUGUUUUAGCUAUUCAUUUAGUUUCUUACUUCCCAUUUUUUCAGCUUAGUGUAAUUAGUUUUAAUUCUUUUUCAUACUAAAAUUUUAUGGUGAUUGGGGGAAGGGAGUUAGUCACUAACCUGACAGUUGUUGCCAGGAAUUCACAUUGUUCACUGCUAGUAUAUUAGUAAUCCUAGAUCUCAGAAUCACAAUAGUAAUAAAAUAAACAACAGGGGUCAUUUUUCCUAACUUACUCUAUGUUCAGAUGUGGAAUUUCUGUCUCCCAAGAGGAAAUGUGACUUCACUUUGGUGCCAAUGGACAGAAAAUUCUACAUGUGCUACAUAGGAGAAGUUUGGAAUGCACUUAAUAGCUGGUUUUUGCACCUUGAUUUCAAGGUGGAAAGAAAUUGAUCAUGAAUCUCUAAUAAAUUUCAAUCUCUUAAACCAGUAGGUGCUUAAUAUUUUUGAUUUGAUUAAUUCCCACUUGAAUUUUAUGGGUUCUAUUAAUAAAAAAAAAAUUAGGACCCCAAUCUGUUGUCAUCUAAUUACCCUUGGACUUUCCAAGGUAUAAUGUGGAGUUUUAUGCAAAAUUCCAAGCUACCAUGCAACUUUUUUUAUCCGUAACCAAGGAGGAGGAAUUGUUCCCAACCUUCUUUACAUGUUGUGCUUUUUGGUCCAGAAACGCCAAAUCUUUUAAAAGAUGGUACAACUUUGAGUUCUUGGCUUGACUGUACAACUUUGAGCUUCAUGGCAUGUCAAUUUUGCCGUAUUUUAUAGGAGAGCUAUUCUGUGCAUAACAGCUCAGAGUUGCAAGUACGACAUGUGAAUGAUAGGGUAACUUUAAAACUGUCUGUAUUGUAUUUGAAGACUGUUUGCCAUAAAUUUGAAGUUUGAACUUAUGUAUUUCAAUUUGGUAUGCUAAAAAAGUACUGAAUUACUGUAACAAUCUUUUUUUAAAACAACGUUGUAAUCUCAGUUCAGAAUUUAACUGAAAAUAUAAAACCCAAAUGAUUUCUAUAUAGUAAAUUGAACUGUAAAGGUAACUUGUGUGUGAUUCUGAAUACACAGAUAAAAUGUUUUUAUUCCUCCUUA
Messenger RNA from Camelus dromedarius (Arabian camel), 7717 nucleotides. RefSeq names its product antizyme inhibitor 1 (gene AZIN1). Gene Ontology annotation, biological process: negative regulation of protein catabolic process; positive regulation of polyamine transmembrane transport. The record is from RefSeq and is a predicted model, not a curated record. The coding region runs from base 4150 to 5496 and encodes 448 amino acids. Gene Ontology annotation, molecular function: ornithine decarboxylase activity; ornithine decarboxylase activator activity. Gene Ontology annotation, cellular component: cytoplasm. Lineage: Eukaryota; Metazoa; Chordata; Mammalia; Artiodactyla; Camelidae. The transcript has 12 exons.